GAUGAAUUGAAUUUAACCUACUCGUCCAAAAAAAGAAGAAAAAAAAUUGAAUUUCGGAAUAUUUUUCGAGCUUGACCCGGGUCAAACGUCCUUCUCUGUUUACUCUAAGCAUCGGAUGCCGAUCCAUUUCGAGGAAGAGGGCUUUUGAGGGAUUCUCUGAGAUCGGUUUGUGCAUUCACAUCAUGAUUUCUACUUUCUAACUCCACCGAAGACGCAGCUCCAACUCCGAGCAGGCAAAAACCAGAGCGAGGCAGAGAGGACUUUUGCGAGGGAAGCCCCACAAAAACAUGGCAGCAACCGGUGGUUCCAGCGCGUCGGCGACCCAGUACGACGUGUUCUUGAGUUUCAGAGGGCCCGACACUCGCAACACCUUCACCGACUACCUCUACCGGACCAUGGUCGGCCAGGGGAUCGUCGCCUACAGAGACAGCGAAGAGCUUCACGCUGGUGAUCGGAUCGACGAUCUUCUGAGAGCGGUCGGCGAGUCCAAGAUCUGCAUACUGAUCCUCUCCAGAGGCUAUGCUUCGAGCGCUUGGUGCCUCCGCGAGCUCGCUCGAGUGACGGAGCUCCAUGAAUCGACUGGGAAGCCGGAGAUCCUACCCAUCUUCUUUGAUGUCACGCCCACCGACGUCAAGCUCAGGACGGAAAUGUACCUGAAGGACUUGGAGAAGCAUGAGCAGAGGCACGGUGCCGAGAUGAGGCAACAGUGGGAGGCGGCUCUGGGAAAAGUGGCUGAGAUCAAGGGAUGGGAAGUCCAAGGGAAAGCACAAGGUGAAGUCAUUGAACGUGUUGUGAAAGAGAUUCUGCGUAAGCUGAAAGUAAAACAAAGACCUCUGGACAACAAAUUGGUUGGGGUAGAAAAACAAGUAGAAGCCAUAAUGGAAUUGUUAGAUGUUGACUCUGGCACGGGUGUGCGUUUUGUUGGAAUCCAUGGAAUGGGCGGGAUCGGUAAAACCACUCUUGCUAAGAAUGUUUUCAAUGAAUUAUAUCUUCAGUUUGAUGGCCAAUGCAGCUUCAUUGGGAACAUCCGAGAAUCAUCAAAAGGAAAUGGCCUAGUGAAUCUGCAGAAACAGUUGGCAUCUGACAUCUCUGAUUCUAGAUUUGUAGAAAAUUUUGGUAACACCGAUGAAGGGAUAGACAGCAUAACAAGGAGAGCUAGUUCUAAGAAAGUUCUCAUUGUUCUAGAUGAUCUAGACAAGAAAGAACUACUUAAGAAACUAGUGGGGGGGCCUAACACUUUUGGUUCCGGGAGUAGGAUCAUCAUAACAACAAGAAAUAGAGGGAUUCUGGAUGAAGAGAUGGGAAUCUUACCUUAUGAAGUAAAGCAAAUGGAUCAUGAUAAAGCGCUAGAGCUUUUUAGUUUGCAUGCCUUUAACAAUGUCUCUCCUCCUGAUACUCAUCAAAGUCUCUCUCGGAAAGUUGUAUCUACGACCGGGCGACUCCCAUUGGCUCUUGAAGUUAUAGGUUCCUAUCUUCAUCACCAAAACGAGGAGAUAUGGAAAGAAAUGCUAGAAAGGUUGAAGAAUAUACCUCAUGAUGAAGUUUGGGAUAAGUUGAAAAUAAGUUAUGAUGCAUUACGGGAGAAGGAAAAAGAAGUUUUUCUUGAUAUUGCAUGCUUCUUCAUAUCUAGAAAGAAAUUAUGGGCAGCCUAUUUCUGGGAUGCUUGCCAUCUUUACCCCCAUAACUCAUUGAAAAAACUUACCGAUUUGUGUCUAAUUAAAAUUGUUGAUGGUGAUACUAUAUGGAUGCAUGAUCAAUUGAGAGACCUUGGAAGAGACAUUGUUAAAAAAGAAUGUACCCUUAGUAGGUUGUGGAAUGACAAAGAAGCUUUGGAAGUAAUGAGAUCAAAAGAGAGAAAGGACAAAAUUAAAGCACUCAAUUUAGGUCAAUAUAAUUCGGAUCCCAUCAGCAUUGUGGAUGAAGAACUUGAGAGGAUGCCAAAUCUAAAAUUUCUCAAGUUAUAUGGAGGGACUUUUGUUGGAGACAUCAACAAUAAUCUCCAAGAGCUAAGAUGGCUUUCUUGGGAUUCUCCUCCUUUAGAUCUUGGAAUGACCAAUUUACACUUGAAAAAUCUAGCAGUUUUCGAACUUUCAUACAAUAAAAACACCGACAACUGGGGUGGAUGGAACAUUUUGAAGAUGGAAAACAAAUUGAAAGUUCUUUCUCUCUUCAAUUGUGAUGGAUUGAAACAGACUCCAGACUUUUCUAGAUGCGUGAGUUUGGAGAUACUAUCUCUUGAACAGUGUCUCUCUUUGCAAGAAGUUGACUCCUCUAUUGGGAAACUAAAAGAUCUUACUCACUUGCAAAUUCAUUCGUGCAUAAAUCUUCAAAAUUUGCCUAAAGAGAUUGGAGGACUGAUGAAUCUAAAGCACUUUUCUAUCGGGAGCUGCUCCAAAAUAAAGAAACUUCCAGACUUCGGGAAAUUAGCAUCAUUGUCGAAGUUGGAUAUAUCACAUACAGAAAUUACAAGUUUACCUGAUUCUAUUGGUAAUGCAAAGAACCUAUCAUCCCUUGAUCUAUCUUGGACGUCAAUUGCGGAACUUCCAAUUUGUAUUGGAGAGCUUACACAACUCAAAUUCCUUUCACUCUCUGUUUGUCAUAAUCUUGUGGAGCUUCCAGAAUCAAUAGGUUAUUUGACAAAAUUACAGAUGUUGGAUCUCUCAAGGACAAAAAUUAUUGAGUUACCUAAUUCGAUAAAGAAUCUCAAGCAGUUGAAGGUGAUGAGGAUGGCAUUCUGUCCAAUACAGAGGUUGCCAGCCGGUAUUGGAAUGCUAGAGAGCAUGGAGGAGCUCAAUGUCCGAAAUUGUCAACAACUUGCGGGCGAACUCCCAACUGCAAUUGGCGAACUAUUGUCUCCAAGUAUCCUAGACAUAUCGCAAACUAGUGUUUGUGCAGUCCCAUCGACGACAAUUAAUUCCCUUACGCAACUCCAAGAGCUGGAUCUAUCAUUUUGUAAUGAGCUUCAAGAGUUGCCAAAACUUCCCUCAAGUUUGAAUUGCCUACGUGUUAAAUCGGCAUCAUUGUGGUUAGUUCCGGAUCUUAGUUACCUCACGAAUCUAGUGACUUUGGAGCUGUCCAACAACUCUAGACAAGCACUUGCCCAGGCAUCAACUCUUCAAUUACAAUGGGUUGGGAAGUUAUCUAAGCUGGAGCGGUUGGAGUUGUGCCUUUCGGAUCUUCCUGUGCCGUCAAUAGAGUUGGGUUGCCUACCUCGACUUAAAACACUCACCUUACCUCGCAUGGAUAGUUUUGACUCGGUAGUCGUUGGACCACAAUUUUCGCACUUGAAAAAUUUGUCCACAUUGCAUCUUUGUCGCUGUCCACUGAUGGAAAUUCAACUAGAUGGGCUUGAACUAUUGGGAGAUUUGACUGUGACAUACUGCGAGUUUCUCAAGGGAUUGUCAGUUAUUUCAUCGAGCUUGAAGAAGCUUUCUAGAAUGGAAGUUAGUAAUUGCCCAGAGUUACUUCAAAUUCGAUUUCUCAGUACGAUGGAAUCAUUGGAGAGGCUCAUAGUUAAAUACUGCGAAUCCCUAGGAGGGUUGUAUGGUUUAUCAAACUUGAAGAAGCUGAACUUUUUAACAUUCAUCAGGUGCCCUGUGCUACGGGUUAUGGAGGGCCUUGAAGAAUUGGAUCAUUUGCAGCACUUGGAAUUCGGCACGUGUCCAUCGUUGAAAGUGUUGACUAAUCGAUCCAACUCAAAGAUACCAAAUGAAUGCAACGUAAAUGUAUGGGAUUGCGAGAAGUUACCAUAUUGCGGUUAUGGCUGUUACGGGGAUUACAGAAAGGAGAUUCUUGAGUGGACGAGGAGGGGAUUAAACCAGGAGGGUGCGGCACAGUUCUUGGAACGCGGCCAACCGCUCAUCGUACAGAUGCUAGAAGAAUUGAAGGUUCCAUAUCACAAAGACUGGGAUGGAUUGAAAUGGACUGGUUACCCUAGUUUGGAGACAUUGUAUUUUCACUACUGUCUAAACGUGCGAAAAUUUGACUCCUCUAUUGGGAAGAUGAAAGUUCUUACUCACUUGGACAUUAUUCGGUGUACGAAUCUUCGAACUUUACCCGAAGAGAUUGGAGGACUGGUGAAUCUGAAGCACUUGUCUAUCAAAAAGUGCUCCCAAAUGGAGAAACUUCCAUACUCUAUAGGGAAAUUAGGAUCAUUGUCUAAGUUGGAUAUAUCAUCCUCAAGAAUUACAAGUUUACCUAAUUCAAUUGGCAAUGCGAGACAUCUAUCAUUCCUAAAUCUAUCAGGCACGCCAAUUGUGGAACUUCCAAUUUCUAUCGGAGAGCUUACGCAACUCGAGUUUCUUUCUCUCAAAUAUUGUUGAAAUUUGGGGGAGCUUCCAGAAUCAAUAGGCAACUUGACAUUGUUACAGAAGUUGAAUCUCUCAGGGACAAACAUUGUUGAGUUACCUAAUUCGAUAAAAAAUCUGAAGCAAUUGAAGGUGAUGAGGAUUGGAUUUAAUCCGAUAAGGAGGUUACCUGCCAGUAUUGAAAUGCUAGAGAAGUUGGAGGAGCUCUAUGCUGAACAUUGUGAACAACUUGCAGGCGAACUUCCGAUUGAAAUUGGCAAACUAUUGUCUCUACGCAUCCUAGACAUUUCAUAUACCCAUAUUAGUGCAGUGCCGAUGGCAAUCAAUUACCUCACGCGACUCCAAAAGCUGGAUCUAACACAUUGUGAUGAGCUUCAAGAACUGCCGAAGCUUCCCUCGAGUUUGCAUUGUAUACGUGUUCACUCGGCAUCAUUGCGGUUAGUUUCGAAUUUCAGUAACCUCACGAAUCUAGUGGAAAUGCUUUUGUCUAACGGCUUUGGACAAGCACCUGCCCAACCAUCAAACCCAAUGCAAACUUUCCAAUUGCAAUGGGUUGGAAAGUUAUCUAAGCUGGAGAAGUUGAGCUGGGGCCUUUCAUAUUUUCCCAUUUCGUUAACAGAGUUGGGCUGCCUACCUCAACUUAGAGAACUCACUUUAUCUGGCAUGGACAGUUUUAACUCGAUAGUUGUUGGACCACAAUUUUCCAACUUGAAAAAUUUGUCCAUAUUGUGUCUUCAUGGCUCUCCACUGAGGGAAAUUCAAUUGGAUGGGCUUGAACUUUUGAGAAAUUUAGGUGUGAGAGAAUGCGAGUUUCUUGAGCGACUAUUAGUAAUUUCAUCAAGCCUGAGGAAACUCUAUAAAAUGGAAGUUUUACAUUGCCCAAAGCUACUUGAAAUUCAAUUUCCCAGUACAAUACAAUGGUAUCAUUAGAGGAACUUUGAGUUGGCAACUGCGAUUCCCCGAGAGGGUUGCACAAUUUAUCAAACUCGAAGAAGCUGAAGGCUUUGCGGAUCUACCAAUGCAAUGGGCUAUGGCUUGUUGAGGGCCUUGAGGAAUUGGAGCUUUUAGGUUUUUUGUAUCUUUCUAGGUAUGGAUUGUUGGAAAGGUUGACUGAUGUAUCCGACUCAAAGAUACCAAAUGGAUGCAUGAUAGAAGUAUGGGGUUGCAUGAAACUAACUAGUUAUGAGGGCACUUACCAGGGUUACAAAGAGAUGAUUCUUGUCAAGACGAGAAUGACAUUCAUUGAGGAGGAUGAAAUGGAGGAGAACGACCGCAUUGAUUGUUCCACGGGCAUAUUAGAAUGUAUCUGCAAUCCCUUAUCAUUUUUUCAAGGGAGGAGUCUUCGGAGGCAGACAGGAUAAGUAAAUUGUCUUGCAGGAUAAUGCAGACGUGGAGUCAGGAAAAAUUGAAUUGAUCUCUAUGCAUUUUGGUUAAGGGUACAAAACUAAAUCGAUGGCUCCAAGAGAAUGCUUUCACUCUUUUUGAUGAACUCAAGUGCACAGAGGUCGAGGGACCAGUUUCCUGGAAACAGGAAUGCAGUUUGCAUGUGGAUUUACUCUGCUUCGAGGAUUUGCUAACUGUCCAUUCGUUGAGAGCUAUAUACAGGAAAUCUAGCAAAGACACAACAAACGCAACUUCAAUUGAACAUUGAGACAUUGGUAAAUAGAAUGCAAUAGGAACUAUCUGCGAUGGAGUCGGGCAUUCCGCUGGAAAGGUUGUGAGCAUGUGGUGUGAAGUACUAUUAACACCAGAAUGGCAUAGCGUAAUACAGAACACAAACAUCAGAGUGGAAAAUCCAUGCGUACAAGCAAUUCUUACUACUUAAUUGGAAAAGAAACAACCUGGCGGUGAUGAGAAUUGACACAAAACAGAACAGAAAUGAAAAGAGACAACGGAAUUAACUUCAUCUCCACGGAAUGCCCUCAAGCUCAUUGGUCCCUCUGUUUUCUUAUGGACAACAUCAGAAUUGACACAAAACAGAACAGAAAUGAAAAGACAAAACCAAAGGCAAUCGAAAUCACUUUUAAAAUUAAUCGGAGACGAAGUGACCUGGCAGGAAGAUGCAAGGGAAACAGAUGCAGAAGAAUCAGUGAUGGAGACCAAUAACUACUAUUCUCAGAACUUGCCAUUGACUAUAGGUUUUCUAUGGUCUCCAGAACCCGAUACUGAGCUCGAUUCUACAAGCUUGAAUAAUUCCAAGUUCUUCCACGAACCGCAUCUUCGGAUGUUUCCAGAAGUUUAUGCUCAAUUCUAUAAGCAAAAUGUUACUGAUUCUAGCAAUGGAGAGAUGAAUGAAUUCACAAUGUGAUCGAGUUUGGGAACCUGUGAAAUUGCCAGAAGUAAUGGAGUUUGCUCUAAGGACAUGUCCCCCCUCUCCCAGGUCCAUCACAAGAGAAAAUUUUUGUGGAUUUGUCCGAGAUAUGGAGGAGAGCUCUAUUCCUAUGUGCUACAGAUUGAGUUCCCGGGAAACGGAUUUUUGGACUUCACUGGAUAAAGCAGGCCACUGAGGGACUAGUUUUCGGGUUGAUUACGCUGAAGCUACAGUGGAAUGGUUUCAUAUGCAAUAUAUGGAGAGUUAGGAAUGACUUGCUGCAUAAUUAACUUGCUCCUCCUGGUUGUGAUGAAUCCCCUUGUGUUUGCGGGAGCUGCACGAUGAACUUCCUCCUGAACAAUGGAGAUCGGGCCAUUUGAGAAAAGCAAGGGCUGGGAUCAAUUCGUUGAAUUUUGCCGAAACGGACUAGGCAGGAUGGGCAGCAAGAAGGGCGACAUCAUGAGCGUUGGUUAGUGUCGUGAUCAAACGGUCCCAGAUUGAAACAAUUUGAUCCAAAGGUGGGGAACAACGACGGGCUUAACUUCCUCGGCAAGUUUUGCACGCUAAGAUUUCCAGAAGUUUAUUUACCUUUUAGACCAUCUAGAUCAUAAUCGAUGAAGCUUGAGAUUGGGGGCAAGUGAUUGACUCCAUGCUACAUCUCGCGUCAGAUCAUCAUCUCGCAACUUCCUCUGUCAUUUAUUAGAGAAACGCUCCUAUAACAAUGAAUCGGUAUAGUGAUUUUACGAC
Molecule: messenger RNA, 7365 nt
Organism: Eucalyptus grandis
Lineage: Eukaryota; Viridiplantae; Streptophyta; Magnoliopsida; Myrtales; Myrtaceae
Product: disease resistance protein RPV1-like
Exons: 12
Coding region: 288-4322 (1344 amino acids)
Biological process (GO): defense response; signal transduction
Molecular function (GO): ADP binding; protein binding
Source: RefSeq, a predicted model, not a curated record